GCUCCACCCCAGAGGCAGCCGUCCUAUCCCCAGAGGCCGAUGAACCUCUCCCCACCCAGGUCUUCCCGGUGCUUCCUCACCCUCGUGGUAGAGAGUGCUCAGGCCAGAGGAUUUCAUCCAGUUUCAUCUCCUUUGAGUCCAGUACCUUGUGUGUGUGUGACAACAGCGUCAUCCUGGAAGGAUGCCGUCACGACAUGAUGCCAUCACGAGAUGGAGAACCUCCCUCUUCCGUUGGCAGUUUGCCCCAGUGCAUGCAGGGGUCCCCGUGGGUCCGGGCCGACCCCCCGCCGAGGAAGACAGGAGGAGAGCAGGGUUGGGAUGGUAUUAACCAGGCCAUGUGCUUUGUCUUUGUGCUCUGUAGGGUACGGCCACGCCGCCCCCAGCACGGAUGGCGGGAAAGUCUUCUGCAUGUUCUACGCCCUGCUGGGGAUCCCGCUCACCCUCGUCAUGUUCCAGAGCCUGGGGGAGAGGAUCAACACCUUCGUCAAGUACCUCCUGCACCGUAUCAAGAAGUGCCUUGGCCUGAGACGGGCGGAGGUGUCCAUGGCCAACAUGGUGAUCAUCGGCUUCUUCUCCUGCAUCAGCACCCUGUGCAUCGGGGCGGCGGCGUUCUCCUACUACGAGCAGUGGAGUUUCUUCCACGCCUACUACUACUGCUUCAUCACCCUCACCACCAUCGGCUUCGGGGACUAUGUGGGGCUGCAGAAGGACGAGGGGGGCGGCUUCCGCAACGUCUACGCCGAGGUCCUGCACUUCCAGUCCAUGUGCUCGUGUCUGUGGUACAAGAGCCGGGAGAAGCUGCAAUAUUCCAUCCCCAUGAUCAUCCCCCGGGACCUGUCCACCUCGGACACGUGCGUGGAGCAGAGCCAGUCCUCGUCGGGCCGCUACCCCGACACCCCGGCCAACAGAUGCUUCUGCAACGCCCAGCGCUCGGCCAUCAGCUCCGUCUCCACCGGACUCCACAGCCUCUCGGCCUUCCCGGGACUCAUGAAACGCCGCAGCUCUGUGUAAUCUUCCCCCCAACACACACACACACACACACACUGGGGACCUUUCUUUUUUGUAGAGAGGGGACCCUGAUGGAGACCAGCAAAACCCGGUGAAGAAAAACCCACCGAUUUCAGUGAGAUUCACCUGGGAGCUCUCCCAAAGGACGGCCCGACGGCUGGGAGGGAUGUUAGAUGCACAAAUGUCCAUGCCGACGCAUACAUCCGUGUGUGGGUGGAGGGACGCACACGCACACGCCCGGGGUAAGCGGUCUCCAACGCUCCUGUCCUCGAGAAACUCUUUUUGAGACAACUCCGUGAAAUGUGAAACGGGACGUGCGGUCAGCGCUAGCUUUCGAAACGGCCGGCCCCCUCUAUUUAUACCUCUCUGGGCUGACAAGGGGGCCUGGCACACGGCUCCCGGCCCUGGAGAAAUACACGAGGCAUGCACCCCCGGCACUUCGACCCUCACGUCUGUAAGGGGUGGCAGGACUCCUCCUUGCCCCCCCCUUGGAUGAGUGUUGCAGCUGUAAGGAGGGGUAAGCGGAUCUUGUAAAAGCUGCAGGCAGGUUGGUGCACACGCCUAAUGUCCGUGUGGUUUGGUCAAUUACACCCCCCCCCAUAUUCCGUGCACAACAAGCAAGCGGAGCUCAAGAUCCGUCCUCCCUUGGCCGGGGACUUCUUCCUUUUUCCAGCUCCUCCUCCCGGGGCGUUUCCCUGGGUUCCCCUAAACGAUACGUUUCCAGCCUCCCGGCCUCUGCCGCCCCCCGGCUCCCGAGGCGGCCGCACUGCGCUAACACGGCAUCGGCGCUCGGCCCCGUUGCGGUGACGGCGAUGUUGUCGAGACCCGAGGCCCCAGCUAAUCCCUCUGUAAUCCCCGGGGUUUAGCCUCCAAUCCCAUGGGACGCAGGACUGUGCUGAAAAUAGGGGAGGGGGGUCCCUAGACCUGCGGGAAAGGACUGUGUUUGCUCCUGGGGGAGCCACGCCCGACGUGGGGCGCACACGGAUGUAACGGACCCAUUGGGAAGUCAGAGUGAGUCGUAAUUUACGCGCCGUGGGAAGGAGACUGCUGAGUCUACCUCUUCCAGCUGGAAUGGCUGCUUUCCUGGCGGCCACCCUUUUCAGCCUCUCCGCAGGCAAGUUACAUCCUCCGCCCGAUGGCUCCCACCUCGCAUUAAUCGCCCCGGCCCAUCUGCUCAUGCCAUGCCCCAGCAUGAGGUCCUGUCCCCUUGGCAUCAUUUGCAAUCCGCAGUUUGAGGGGUGGGGGGAAGGGAUCCCAGGGCAGCAAACCCCCCAGGUUAAAAGUCCCGCAAAUCAGGCUAAGAGGGUCUUAGACCGAAGCUCUUCCUAUUCCCCCGCACGUGAGCCAGACACCACGGGCCGGGUGUCACGUCGCCGGCUCUCUGCUUCAGGCCGGCCUGGGAUGGAAAUCGGAGGGGUCCAUUCGAACCGUUUCUUAUUCGCCACCCCAGGGGUUUGCGGCUUCGUAAAUAUCGCUACGGCGUGGAGGUUGCAAGCCCCCUCGGAGCUGCCAGCGUCAGGAAAACAGAGGCUCCAGGACAGCCUGGGAAAGAAAAGCCCCGGGCCCUUUCUGGCCGGCUGGGCUUGGAAGAAGGGGGUUUGCUCUGUGACUGGUGGCGCGUCCACCGUAAGCAAUAACGAAACAGGAACGGGUGCUGUGUCUGCGUUCCCGUACCUAGCCACUUCCGGCUACAGACGCCGCCCGUCUUGCCAGGCCUUAGUCUCAAAGGGAUGCGAACGGGCCAGCGCUGGGCGGGGGAGAUCUCGACACGGAUUCUGAGGACGCUGCGGCCUCCCCGGCGUUCGGUUCUGUCCGAACACCGCUCCCCGUGCAAACGGCCGCAAGGACCCCCACAGGUCGGAGAGGCAAAGCCGGGUUCUCUCCGCCUCUCUCCUCGACGGCGGCAAUCGGGAUUCCGUUGGGAAAGACCAAAUUCCAGCCCCCCGCCUCGGUGGCCACAUUCGCUCUGCUGGGAAUAAAACAGACGUUGUCGCCAGGUGCCGCCCAUAAGGCUCCGGGCUACCCCAGCGCAGCAAAGCUGAUGGGUAGAGGGGCUGGUUUUACUAGUGGUGACCACGGCUGCACUUUCCAGUUGCCAGGCCUCCUCUUCUCCUCCCUCUGUCCCUUCUGGGGAAUGUCCUCCUGGUGCCUUUCCUGGUGCCCGGCCUUUCUUCCCCACCCCGCCAGCAUGGGGGUGUGGUGGGGAGAGGCUGGGGGCC
Molecule: messenger RNA, 3227 nt
Organism: Pelodiscus sinensis (Chinese soft-shelled turtle)
Lineage: Eukaryota; Metazoa; Chordata; Testudines; Trionychidae
Source: RefSeq, a predicted model, not a curated record